Messenger RNA from Rubroshorea leprosula, 522 nucleotides. The record is from the annotation of a GenBank genome assembly. NCBI's taxonomy places the organism in Eukaryota, Viridiplantae, Streptophyta, Magnoliopsida, Malvales, Dipterocarpaceae.
GCCACCCGAAAGAAAAAAAAAAGGGAAACCCAGCCAUGCCUUGAGGAAACCGGUAGAAAGCUUGAUUUUUCCCUUCUUUUCUUGUCCAAGAACUUGAUUUGGAACCUAGAAAUCUCCCCCCUGCAGGAAGCUUCCGGAUCUGCUCUGCUCUUCCCUCUGCUAUCUGUCGGCUUCAGCUUGUGGGUGCGAAAUUCUGGGCCUUUUGGAAUUUUGAUAGAUUUCCCGUGAGCCCGUGAGCUUUCUUUUUCCAUGCCGCCGGCCUUCCCCCAAUCUGCAGCUCCGGUUUUAGCUGGAGAAUUAUGGUUGCUGAUCGUUCUGCCAGUUUAACACUGAGAUUAAGUCUUCAAUUUUAUGCAAGUGAGGAAGUGAAACCGAGGAUGGAGAAACGGGAAGUGACGAGUUAGAAGGCUAGCCAUAUUGUAAUUGGAUAUGAAAUUUUAGAAAUAAAUCAUGAUAUUGUAUUUGGAGAUUUUAAUUGGAGAUUUAUGAUAUUAGAGCAAAUUAUAAAAUUUGAUCUUCAGA